AUGAUUAAAUCUCAGAUUCAGGACCUCGCGAAGGCCACAAAGGCCAAUCAAGCAGGAGAAGUGAAACUUCGUGCUGAUAUGAACAAGGAGUUGACAAGCUUUCGCCAAGAGGUCCAGAAGCAGAUUGAAUCCUCAGAGCAAUCAGUUCGUAGCACCUUGGAUACACGCAUCCACUGUAUCGAGCAAAGUCUUAAAGAGACAAACCAGGGCAUGAACGAGGGAUUCAAGGCCAUUCUAGCUCGCUUAGCUCCGAUCGCUCCAAAUUCGCAAGAUGAAUCAGCAAAGCGUCCCCGUCCGGAAGAGAAGGACAUGCAAGUCGAGGUGAUCGUUGAUGGUACACAGCUGCUGAGAAACGACGAGACCGUCCUGGAGAAGCUGAGCGCGAGCUCAGCGGAGCGACGGCCGUCGGUGCAGAUGGUCUUCAGCGUCAACGUGGUGGAAUGCGCCAGCUUCCAAAGCUCAGGGGAGCUGCGUGUGGAGACCUUGAAGGCGGUCCAGAUCCCUCCAGGGACCACGCGCAUCGAGAAAGAGGCCUUUGACGGCUGCGUGGCCUUGGCAAAGGUGGAACUGCCCAGUUCGGUGAGCUACAUCGGUCCGAGAGCCUUCCGAGGCUGUCGGUCGUUGAGCACCGUGGCGAUGCCCUCCGUGGCGAUCCUCGGAGGAGAAGCCUUUGCCUCCUGCAGUUCGUUGAGGAGCGUGACGCUGCCCUCAGUGAAGCGGAUUCUGGCUCGGGCCUUCGAAGGCUGCAGUGCUUUGCAAGACCUGACACUGCCCCAAUCAGUCGCUUUCCUCGGCGCCGGCGCCUUCGCCGGUUGCUCACUGGUCUCGCUACGGGUGCCCAGCUCGGUGAUGCGGAUGGAGAGAGACGUCUUCCGUGGAAUGAACUCCUUGAAGUCGGUGCUUUGGGAAGAGCCUUCGCAGGUCUCGUCUUUGCCGCCCGCGGCCUUCCACUCGUGCCAUGCCUUGUGCCACGUGACGCUGCCCCCCUCCAUCACAGAACUACAGAUCGGUGCCUUCAAAGGCUGUAGCUCCUUGGAGACGAUCGCACUGCCUUCCGUCAUCACUUUGGGUGCCGAAGCCUUCGAUGGCUGCCGCGCCCUGCGUGCGCUUGGGGCGCCGCAUGUGCGUUGGGUGGGGCCCCGGGCGUGUCGAAACUGCAGCGCCCUGCAGGAGGUGGACUUGCCGUUGGCCACCAGCCUGGGUGGCUGGGCCUUCGAACACUGCCCGAAGCUCACCACGCUGAAGCUGCCGAAGCUCACGUCCGUGGGUUCCAAUGCCUUUCUCGGCUGCAGCGCCCUGCGGGUUCCGACGACGGUGCCCUUGGCGGGCGGGGUCCGACUUCCUACCGAGGAUCGGUUCCUUCGUCGUUCCUUGUAA
Messenger RNA from Durusdinium trenchii, 1377 nucleotides. The record is from the annotation of a GenBank genome assembly. NCBI's taxonomy places the organism in Eukaryota, Dinophyceae, Suessiales, Symbiodiniaceae.